This is a messenger RNA of Galleria mellonella (greater wax moth), 630 nucleotides long. Its product is annotated as MD-2-related lipid-recognition protein-like. Gene Ontology annotation, molecular function: sterol binding. The record is from RefSeq and is a predicted model, not a curated record. Lineage: Eukaryota; Metazoa; Arthropoda; Insecta; Lepidoptera; Pyralidae. Bases 74 to 529 code for a protein of 151 amino acids. Gene Ontology annotation, biological process: sterol transport. The transcript is spliced from 4 exons.
GGACAGUGCAUGCACCUAUCGGAUAGCAUUCUAAAAAGAGUACCGGACAGAGGUAGACGUCUCAUAAAAAAAAAUGUCGCGAAAAGUCGCCCUAGUGUUGUUCGUUGCUGUUUUAGUGGUGGUCACUGCAGAUAUCGCUAAUUUUAGUACCUGUGAUGAUGUUGACGACAGCUGCUCAAUCAACCAGCUCCGCAUAACGCCAUGUCGGUCGAAGAAAACCUGCAUCUUGAAAAAGGGCAACAAUGUCUCCAUGGAAUUCGACUACACGCCAAAAUUCUCAACAACAAAACUCAAGACAGCCGUCUACUGGGCUGACACUGGCGCUAUUUUCCCUGAUCUGGGCAUGGCCGAUGGCUGCGCGUUCACCACCUGCCCGGUGGAGUCCGGGCAGGCGGCCACCCUCUCCUACCAUCUUCUUAUUGGGAAAAAAAUACCCGUGGGUACAUACACAUUUAAGUGGGUCUUGUGGAACGAAGAGAACGAGGCACAACGGUGUUGUUUCAAAACGCCCGUCCAGAUUAGAAAAUAAUUAAUAAUUUUAUAGCCAUAAAAUAUAUAUAUAUAUAUAAAAAUAAAUAAAUAACUAUAUAUAAUCUGAAGAAACUUAAUAAACCUUGUCAUAUUUCUUUA